Drosophila willistoni is the source of this 2044-nucleotide messenger RNA. Its product is annotated as WD repeat-containing protein 46. The transcript is spliced from 2 exons. The record is from RefSeq and is a predicted model, not a curated record. Gene Ontology annotation, molecular function: protein binding. Gene Ontology annotation, biological process: maturation of SSU-rRNA from tricistronic rRNA transcript (SSU-rRNA, 5.8S rRNA, LSU-rRNA). Gene Ontology annotation, cellular component: nucleolus; small-subunit processome; 90S preribosome. Bases 124 to 1929 code for a protein of 601 amino acids. NCBI's taxonomy places the organism in Eukaryota, Metazoa, Arthropoda, Insecta, Diptera, Drosophilidae.
UACAUCAAUGGGCAGCCCCAAACAGCUGAUUUGAUGUAGCACGUGUGGCUUGUAUUGAAAUAUAUCGGCAUUUAUUUGUAUUAUUAAAAAACUUUUGGUUUAUAGCAAUUUAAAUUGAUCCAGAUGACCAAAACAGAGCCCAAAAAGCGCUCUAAGGCCCCUGCAGGCCCCAAGCGCUAUUUUGAUUCCUCAAAUCAAGGAGAUGGCGACGGCGAAUUGGAACCUAUAAAACUAAAACGCAAAACUCAACAGAAUUUCCUAGGCGAUUUUAUAAAAAUGACCCAAAGCAAGAGUAAACCAAAAGAUAAACUUAAAGUGAAACCCCCUAAGAAAGAAAAAAUAUCCCCACAUCUGGUGGAAAAAUAUACCCGUGGCGAUAAGGUGGAAUCACGAGGCGUCAAAACGCGUCACUUCAAGGAGCAGCAACAGCGUAAGGAAGUCUAUUUGGAAUAUGCCACCGAACAGGCGGCCCGAACCGAACUUCUGCUGACGGAGACGCCCGGUCAACUGGAAGCUGACGAAGAGGAGACAACAGCUAGCUUUCGUCAGGGUGAAAUAGUUGCGAAUGUAGACCUUCAAUCGGCGGCAAAACAUUUCCAGCUGCAGCUUGACUUUGGUCCCUACACUAUGAGCUAUACGAAAAAUGGUCGACAUUUACUCUUGGGCGGACGGCGUGGACAUGUGGCUGCCUUUGAUUGGGUCACCAAGAAGUUACACUGUGAAUUUAAUGUCAUGGAGAGCAUCAGCGAUGUCCAGUGGCUGCAUCUGCCUACCAUGUAUGCAGUGGCCCAAAAGUCUUGGGUUUAUUUUUACGACCACAAGGGCACCGAAUUGCAUUGUGUGAAGCGAUUAAACAAUGUGAAUCGUUUAGACUUUCUGCCCUAUCACUUUCUCUUGGCUGCGUCAAAUCGAACUGGAUACUUAUCGUGGCUGGAUGUCUCCCUGGGAGAGUUGGUGGGCAAUUUCAACACUGGCCUGGGCGAUAUACGUCUAAUGAAGCAUAAUCCAAGCAACGGGGUCGUCUGUGUUGGCGGUGGCAAGGGCGUAGUGUCCAUGUGGUCUCCAAAAGUGCGAGAACCCUUGAUCAAAUUGCUUACCCAUGGCACAGCCAUGACUGCCUUAAGUGUUGAUCCCAAGGGUCGGCAUUUGGUUACCGCUGGCCUGGACAAAACGGUAAAGGUGUGGGACUUGAGAAUGCUUAAUGACCAGCCUUUGGCUCUGUUCCACUUACGUUUGCCGGCCAAUCAAUUGGAUAUAUCACAGCGUGGCAUGUUGGCCCUUUCCCAGGGCACUUAUCUGGAGGCCUAUACGGAUAUUCUAUCCGGCGGUGGCACCGGUGACCCCACAAAGCUGCCAUAUCUACGUCAACGUUGUGAUGCCUUCGUCCAUGGCCUCCACUAUUGUCCCUAUGAGGAUGUCUUGGGUGUAUCCACGGCAAAGGGUUUUGUUUCGUUGCUUAUUCCUGGCUCGGGAGAACCCAAUUUCGAUGCCCUUGAGGAUAAUCCGUAUGAGACGAGAAAACAACGUCGCGAACACGAGGUUCACGCCCUGCUCGAGAAAAUCCCCGCCGAAUUGAUAACCAUGGAUCCACAAGAGAUUAUUGGUGUCGAUGCGCCCACAUUGCAGGAAAAGAUCGAUGCCAAACGGCAAUUGUUCCAUUUGAAACCAACUAAAAUUGAAAUGAAAUCUCGCCGCAAAAUGAAAGGACGUGGUGGCACAGCCAAAAUGGCUCGCAAUAAACAAAUUGUCAAGGAUCUUAAGCGCAAGGAGUUCAUAUCGGACAUCAAGAAGGCCAAGCAGAAUGUUAUAGCGCAAAGCAGAAGCAAAGAUGCAGGAGAUGAGGCCUCCAAAUUCUCUUCCAAAACCAAACAACGUUCUGUCUUGGAUCGUUUUAAGCCCAAGAAUCAAAAGAAAUCACAGAAGAGUUAAUAACUAUAAUACAUUUUUGUAUUUUCUUAUUUAAGUUUUUAAUUUCUCUUUUUUUUGUAUGUACAAACAAAUAAUUAACUUAGGUCCUUAAUUAUAUGUAAUUAACGAUUGAAAA